Messenger RNA from Eufriesea mexicana, 2741 nucleotides. It is a transcript of the gene egl, whose product is annotated as Egl_like_exo domain-containing protein. Gene Ontology annotation, molecular function: 3'-5' exonuclease activity; nucleic acid binding. The transcript has 6 exons. Lineage: Eukaryota; Metazoa; Arthropoda; Insecta; Hymenoptera; Apidae. Bases 108 to 2588 code for a protein of 826 amino acids. Gene Ontology annotation, biological process: nucleobase-containing compound metabolic process. The record is from RefSeq and is a predicted model, not a curated record.
UAUCCUUAGUAUUUGAUAAUUAUUAUAAUGGAUAUAUCAUGACAUGAUUCUUUGGAUAUUAUAAUUAAUAGAAAGCAUAUUCUGAAAGCAAUAAAUACAACAAAAAAAUGGAUAGUUCAGAGUAUGAGACUGUACGAAAUAUGACACUUUUAUUUUUUCUGGAACUUCUUGUGGAAAAAGGUGGACCACGUACAUUACAUGAUCUAAGCUGCCAGUUUGGAGCAAAAGGGUUUACAAAAGAAAUGCGUCAAAUAGCUGGUGGAUCACAAAGUGGUCUUAAAAAGUUUUUAGCUCAAUAUCCAAUGCUUUUUCUUAUUAAUGAUGAUUAUGUAUCAGUAAAUACUUUUCAACAAGUUGUAGAAGAAGAGAAUGGAUGUAAAUUAGGUGGUAAACGUGAUUAUGCUCGAGAGGCUGUAGAAUAUUUUACAAAUAAAUUAAUGCAGUAUGGAGUUGGCACAGAGGUACCAAUAAAAAGUCUUCUGGGACAUAGAUCUCAGGCUUCUCCAGAAGUUAGACAUAUUUCUGGUCAACAUUAUAAGGAAUUUAGAGAUUUUCUUUUAAAAUAUCCUGAUGCUUUUGUAGUUACUGAAGACAAUGUAAUUUUAAAGCAAUAUGAAGGCAUGAAGGCAGAACCUUUUGUAGAAUUAGAACCAGACAUACCUAUAGAUCCAGAAAUUACUGCAAAGUUAUUAGAUUUUCUUUGCGAGUGUAUUAAACAAAAGGGUUCAAUCCUUGUAGAUCAAAUGUUUAAUAUAGUUAAUGAUAAAUUUUCUUAUGAAAAUUGGACUCCAAUAUUUAAAACAUCACAAGAUUUGUGUACAUUUGUCAAAAUGUUCCCAGAUGUAUUUCAUGUUCAAAGCAAUUUGGUAACUUUAAUUGGAAGACCAAAAUCGUCUAAGACAGAAGGGCAAGCAAAGACAAAAUUUGCAAAUUCUACACGAAAUCAAAAUAGUACUGCAAGUCAAACAAAUUUAAAUCAAGAUAUUCAACCAAUUAAUACUCAAGCAUCUCAACAAACAAUUAAUUCAGAACCUGUUAAUACCAAUGCUACAAGUCAAAUUAAUUCUAUACAAAAUUCUCAUUCUCCAUCAGUUGAAAACAGUAAUAGCUCUCCUCCAAUAAGUUUGCAACAACAAACUUUAAAACAAAGAAUAAAUACACUCGUAAUGAAGACUUUAGCAGAUAAUACAGAAAAGGAUAGAAGCUUACAGACUAUGCAAAUGGGAGAUGCUUGGAAAUUAAAAGUAUUGCAACAGACCAGAGUAAUAGUACAUCCAAGGGAAAGUCUUCAAAUUAUAGAAGAUAUAAUAAAUCCUCGUAAGCCUCCGCCUGAUGGUAAAAUUGUUGUUUCAUUUGAUUGUGAAGGAAUAAAUUUAGGAAUUAAAGGGCAAUUGACACUUGUACAAAUUGGAACUAUGUCUGGACAAGCAUAUGUGUUUGAUUUACUUGCUUGUCCUAAUCUUGUACAAACUGGAGGCCUUCAAAAACUUCUAGAACAUAAAGAUGUUAUUAAAGUAAUUCACGACUGUAGAAAUGACAGUGUCAAUUUGUACAGACAAUUUAAAAUUAUGUUGAAUAAUGUUUUUGAUACACAGGCAGCUCAUGCUGUAUUACAGUUUCAAGAAACUGGAAAACCUGUAUAUAAAGUUAAGAAUGUUAAUUUGAAUACACUAUGUGAUCAUUAUGGUGCUCCAAAUAAUCCAUUAAAAGAACAAUUCAAAAAUAUUUAUCGUAAUAAUCAAAAGUAUUGGUGUAGGCGUCCAUUAACACGAGAUAUGCUCAUUUAUGCUAGUAGCGAUGUUUUGAGUUUGGUCCCACAAAUAUAUGUCUCCAUGUCUAGACUUAUAAAACCGGAAGUACAAGUUCUUUUUAAUGAGCUGUGUGAGGAACAAAUUCAACUACUAAUUAAACCUGCAGAAGUAAAAGCACGAAAGAAACAACGAAAAGUGGAAACAGAAGUUGCAGAUUUGAAAAAAAGGAUGGAAGAAGCAACCACCAAAAAUAUUGUUUUAAGCAAUCGUGAAAUUCGUCUCUUGCGUUAUCUUGACCUUACUGAAGAUGAAAAGGAGAAAUUGAAGGGUAGUUACAAAGUUGCAAGAAAAUUAGAAAAACUUGAAAAUAUGGGUCAAGAUAAAGGAGACAGCAGUGACGAUGACGAUGAUGAUAAGAUUGAAGACUCAGAGUAUCACAGUAUGGAAAGUAAUACUUCUGAAAAUUCACAUUCUGGUGUUAUAUUGUCGCCGAGGAAUUCUGAUACCCCAAGUCUCACAGAAUCAAUGCAAAUGGUAGAUGAAAUUCUUUCUGAUGGGCGGAUGGACAGAUUUGAAAAAAUAGAAAAAUUAGAAGCUAUUCUUUCAGCCGUUACUAGUUCUGCAACUGAUCAGUUCUCUUCAAGCAGUGCAGAUGUAUCUCCGGCGAAAUGUAUAUGCUCAUGUCGGGAUAAAAGUAAAAGUCCACGAUCAGAUCGUAAGACCGAAAAUAGCGUACCUUGCCAAACAUAUAGUACAGGUGAUAUAGUAAUUACCAAAAUAUUUCUUACGGAAGAAGAAAAGGAACGUAUAGAUUUAUUAAAUUCGCCAAAAAAGUAGAUAUGUCAUAGUUAUUGCGAAAGUGGUAAGGAAGAAAGUUGCCAUUGUUAGAUUUUUACGAAAAAAAUGAGCGGGUGACAAGACAGAAAAAUCUAGUUGAAAAUUCAUCUAUUUUAUGUAGUUUGACGAAAUCGUAAUAUUGAACUACAACAA